CUUGAACAUUCUUGCGCUGAUGUUUACCUUACCAGUCUAUGUACGCAAUUGCCAGCAAAUGAUUGACAAAGGUUAACCCAAAAGGAUUGACUAGACUUGAAAGUUUACUUUUUUUUCGCGUCUCUUUUCCCUUGCAAGAAGCAAAUGUGAAAAAUCAAAAGUAAAACAAGAAUAAAUUGUUCCAAUUAAUUAUAAAUUGUUCCAAAUCCCAAUUAAGGCAACCUAAAGACAGUUGAUUCUUUAAUCAUGAAUUAAUUGAAAGACACUAAUUAACUGUGAAAACAAUGAAAAGCUGACGGCAAAAAAAAGUGUCGCCAAAAAAUCAACUUAAAAGCAACAUUUAAAUUUGCCCUCUAAUUGUGUCCAUUCAUUUGUUCAUCCAACAAUUGGAUUUAAUUGGUCAACAUGAACUACAGUGGAUCAACCGGCAAUUCUGGACCCAAAAAGGCAUCCAAACAGGAGAAGGCUUCAAUCACAGCUCAAGAUCCAUUUGAGCAAGAGCCAGUUGCUGAAGAGGAAGAGCGCAAUUGGAAAGGAAUAUGCAUUGCCUUCUUUGUUAUAGCGACAAUUUUUUCAUUCAUUGUUAUUGCAAUAAUUAUUGUAACUCCAGAUGAUGAUGGAAACAGAGUGAAACAUCCUCGUUUGGUGUUAGAAGAUAUUGUUUCACCACAUUUGCAGCCAAAAAAAUUUGAUGGAUCAUGGAUUACAGAAACCGAAGUGGCCUAUAGGAAUCAUGAGGGAAACCUCGUUGUUUUUGAUUGUCUUGAAAAUUCGACUCUUCUACUUGUUCCAAAUACAACUUUUUUACGAGAGCAAGUUGACCAUUAUCGAAUAUCUGCCGAUAAAAAAUUCGUUUUAUUCAUAAACAAUAUCAAAAAGGUUUUUCAAUACUCAUUCAUAGGUGAAUAUAAAAUAUACAAUAUAAGCAAUGAACAAAUUUUUACACUCGAAGUUCCUGGAAGUUUCGAAGGCGAUCAACUUGAAUACGCUGAAUGGGGACCAACGGGCAAUCAACUGAUUUUCGUUUUUCGUAACAACAUUUAUUAUUAUCCAAGCAUUGGUUCUAGUUUGAAGUUGUUGACCCAAUCAGGACGUGAAAGUGUCUAUAAUGGUAUUCCUGAUUGGCUUUAUGGUGAGAAAAUAUUGAAGACAAAUAAAGCUCUUUGGUGGUCACCUUAUGGUGAUAAACUGGCUUAUGCUUCAUUCGAUGACACUGGAGUGGACACUAUGACUUAUCCUCGUUAUGGUUCCUUCAGUGAUUUAAACAACAUUUUCCCUCAAAUUGUGAGCCUUAAAUAUCCAAGAGCCGGACGCAUGAAUCCAACAGUUUCCGUUUGGAUUAUUGACUUAAAAAGUUUAACCUCAACUGGUUCAUUGCCUGAAUCUAAACGUAUUUUACCUCCAAGUGAAAUGCUGGAAAGGGAAUAUUAUUUUACAGCACUUUCAUGGAUUGAUAAUCAAAGGUUGGCCCUUAUAUGGAUGAGAAGGGAACAAAAUUAUUCCGUUGUUAGCCUUUGCAGUGCUCAAUCAGAUUGGAUUUGUUCCAAGCAUUUGGAGGAAAAAGUUGACAGUGAAACUAAAGGAGGUUGGGUUGAGAUGUUUGAAGCUCCAUUAAUAACAAAGGAUAAAAGACAUUAUCUAUUAACAUUACCCUUAAGUGAGCCUGAAAGUGGAUCAUUUCGUCAAAUUGUGAUGAUAACAAUUAACGGUCGAGUUAAAAACUUUUUGACUCAGGGUCAGCAAGAUGUUACUCAAAUACUGGCCCAUCGGCAUGACACUCGAACCGUAUUUUAUGCAGCCACACUGGAAGACAAUCCUGGAGUUCGUCACAUCUUUAGCAUUCCCGAUAUACACUCUUCAUCACCUCGUAAUCCUUACUGUUUAACCUGUAACCAAACUGAGAGAAACUGUUCAUUCAAUGAUGCACAAUUCAAUCCAACUGCAAAAUAUUACAUACUUCAAUGUCUUGGAGCUGGAAUACCUUGGACUGAGAUUCGUGAUGUUGACCAAAAUGAAAUAUUAUUACAGACUCCGGUUGACAAGAGAUUAAAGGAAAUUGUCGAGGAAAGAGCAUUUCCACAAAUGAGAUCUUUUCGAGUUCCAAUUUCGCCUGAUUACACUGCCGAAGUCAGGCUUAUAUUACCACCAGCAUUGAGAGAAUCUGAAGAAAUUAAAUUCCCAUUGAUCAUUGAAGUAGGUCCAGAGCCAGGAAAUCAAGACGUUAACCGCAAGUUCAACAUCGAUUUUGGCCUUUAUCUAGCAAGUAAUCGAAGUUUCAUCUAUGCACGUGUUGAUGUCCGUGGUACUCGAUUCCAGGGAAAUAAAGUGUUACAUGAAAUGUACCAUAAAUUGGGUUCAAUUGAAGUUGACGAUUACAUCAAGGUAGUGAAUCAUUUGAAACAUCAUUACCAUUUCAUUGAUCCUGGUAGGAUAGCCAUAUGGGGCUGGGCAUAUGGCGGUUAUGUUGCUGCUGCAGCGUUGGUUCAUGGACAUGAAAGUAUUUUCAAUUGUAGCAUUGCUGUUGCACCAAUCACGAAUUGGCUCUAUGUAGAUUCAUUUACGGCUGAAAGAUAUUUUGGUGGUCCAUGGGUUAAUGGUAAUUAUGCACGUUACCAAAGAGCCGAUUUAUCUGACAAGGCUCACCUCUUCAGAGGACGCAAUUUAUUUAUACUUCAUGGAACAGCUGAUGAUGCUGUGCAUCUUCAGCAUUCAUUUAGUUUCAUGAAAUCACUCAACAGCAAAGGAGUUUACUAUCGUACUCAGGUUUACCCUGACAGUAAUCAUUACUUGGAAGACGUACGGUAUCAUCUCUAUCACUCAAUAGAAAUUUAUCUUGCUGAAAUGCUGGGAUUACAGGGUCACCAUUCUAGUCAUGAAAAAUGACUUAAAAGAUAGAAAAAUGAAUAUUCAUAAACUGUAACUGUUUUGAUGACUCUAUGGGCUUGAUCAUUUUUCAUUUCAACGAAAACUGGCCAAACUUCAAGUUCAAAGGAAAUUUAUUGCCAACAUUUUGACUCCAUUAAAGAGGACAGCUGAAUCAUGAUGGAUAAAGUGUCAAUUUUGUUGAAGUACCCUUGACUCUUGGCCCAACCGCAGUUGGUCAUCUACACUUGUAUCAUCAUAUUGGACUAUUGACUUCAGUCAAUUUGAAAUAUUUUCCUCUCUCUCACUUUUCUCUCUUCCAUUCAAAUUGAUUCAAUAAUGUUAAUGUGUUACAUGAAUGAACAUGCAAAAAUAAUCGUUAAUCAUUUUAAAAAUUGAAUCAAUUUGAAUCAUCAGUUCAUAAACUUUACUAUCGACAAAAUACUACUAUGUAAAUGUUAUUAUGUAAAAAACUUGUUAACUUGAAAAGUUCAGUUUAUUAAUAGCCAUAAAUUCAAUUCUCAA
Messenger RNA from Tetranychus urticae (two-spotted spider mite), 3387 nucleotides. RefSeq names its product inactive dipeptidyl peptidase 10-like. Gene Ontology annotation, molecular function: serine-type peptidase activity; dipeptidyl-peptidase activity. NCBI's taxonomy places the organism in Eukaryota, Metazoa, Arthropoda, Arachnida, Trombidiformes, Tetranychidae. Gene Ontology annotation, cellular component: plasma membrane. Gene Ontology annotation, biological process: proteolysis. The record is from RefSeq and is a predicted model, not a curated record.